Ochlerotatus camptorhynchus is the source of this 533-nucleotide messenger RNA. It is a transcript of the gene Chrac-14, whose product is annotated as DNA polymerase epsilon subunit 3 Chrac-14. Gene Ontology annotation, biological process: DNA damage response; leading strand elongation; heterochromatin formation. The record is from RefSeq and is a predicted model, not a curated record. Gene Ontology annotation, cellular component: CHRAC; epsilon DNA polymerase complex. Gene Ontology annotation, molecular function: protein heterodimerization activity; chromatin DNA binding. Bases 101 to 463 code for a protein of 120 amino acids. The transcript has 2 exons. NCBI's taxonomy places the organism in Eukaryota, Metazoa, Arthropoda, Insecta, Diptera, Culicidae.
CGCGGUUUUCCACGCACUGUAUUUGAGUGAUUGUUAAAGUUAAAAUUUUCCAUUAAUUACUGCAACACUCAGCUAAAUAAACUGAAGAAAUAGCUCCAAAAUGGUCGAAAGAAUUGAAGAUCUGAAUCUUCCGAACUCUGUCGUAACGCGAUUGAUGAAGGAAGCUCUUCCUUCGGAUGUUAAGAUCUCCAGCGAAUCCCGGGUGGCUUUGACGCGCGCCACUUCUGUAUUUGUACUGUACCUGACCUCGGCUGCUACAGAUGAGGCCGAAAAGAAAAAGCAAAAAACCUUGACUGUGGACCAUGUCUUUGCUGGUCUGAUGCAGAUUGAAUUCGACAGCUUCAUAACUCCGCUGAGAAAGGAUCUGGAAAAUUAUCGGAAAGCAGCAAAGAAUAAAAAGGACAAGAAGGGUGUUAAACCGGAGAAUGGGGAACCGAUGGAAGAGGGUCACGAAGACGAUUAGUAUUAGAAGGUCCAAGACUGGAACACAUUAGACGUAAGAUUGUUUGAUUAAAUCUGAUUAUUUAAUAAGA